UCGCUGGACGACUAUCCCUGAUACAUGUAUACGUGACGAAUAUAUCAGAAUUAUCUUUCAUCAUGUACUUCUUGAUCUCAGUGAAUGUAUACUCUCAGAAUCCCCCACUUGACCUUUAACCUGUGUAGAUAUUUUCCGCCGAGUUGUUUUGGUAUGCCCGAUCGUGAAGGCAGAUACAGCGUGUGCACACAGGGAACUCCUGACGAUCAGAGAUGGAGAAGUUCUGCUUGUUACUGAUUGUGGUUUUUACCCUGAUCCUCGGGGUCGAGUCCUCCGCCCAGUGGAGGGUGACCGACUUCCCCCACCCCGUGUAUCAGUCCAAGCAGUGCGGUAGAAAGGAGGCCUCAUGGAUCUGUGACCCCAACGGCAUCGUCUCCACGGAAGACGCUGAUGCUAUACAAGAAAUGGUGACUGACACUUACGAAGCUACGCGGUGCCCAUGUCCGGAAUGCGCAACAAACAAUCAGGGCUACGUCAUAAUGGUAGCCAUUAUGCCCAGGAUGUACAGAAUUGUAAACCGGUCUGCCCUGGUCCAGGACGUGUUAUACGAUGCACGUGUGUAUUCCUACUACCUCAGCACGCUCUGGAAUGUGACCACCUGUGACACCAACACACUGGUACUAUAUUCUCGGGAUGAUGACAUUACUUACAUUAUGACGUGGAGAAAUGCACGUGCGUUGUUAGACGACAACGAGGUGCGUAGGAUUACCCUCAGCAAUCGAUUCUAUUUCGACGACCCUACAAAGCAGAGGGAUAUUGGGAAAGGUCUGAGAAAUGUCGUACGACAAAUAAGUGAGGUGUUCAGGGCUAAGGCUCCCCGAGGCGGCAAUUAGUGAUCAGGCAAUCGAUGUUGGAAAGAGUAUUUUACUCCUGAAACACGACUUUUUAUAAUGCUGAUAUUGUCGAAACUGUAGAUAUACACCGGUGUUGUAGAAUAGAAUCCCCGCACCUGAAAUCCUACUCUAAAUAAGAUUUUAAACUACAUGAAAGUCAGAAAGGAUGUCAACGUCUUUCUAUCCAAGUAGGAUUUCCGGGAGAAGGAAUUCUGGGUAGUUGAACAUUUGCACUCUCAAGAGAAGGACACUUUCUAUUCAAACUUGAGAUGUGAACUCAAGAAAUAAAAAAUAAAAAUUACAUAUAUGCCUGGAAGGAGACACUGAAAUUGACUCCCUCUAUAUAUCACAUUUAUUGUAUCUACAGAUUGUGAGAGUGGGCUUUGCCGCCAUUACAUGUACAAAUUUUGAGUUAGUAAAGGAGAGUACUCUAUCUGAUUCUUGAAAUGCUUUUACACACAUACAUGUAACUUCUAUUGUGAAAACUGUCCUUUACUGCUAUUGUCAUCUACAAACUUUUCGAAAUUAGGAAAGGGCAGAUUAUAAAUGUGAAAAUUUAAUCACGAAAAACUGCAUUUCUAACUAAUUGCAAUUUUAAUUUUUAAAAGAUACGAAAAUUUCAUGGUUAUAAACUGCCUUUUACUAACUUUGUCAUGUAUGAAAUUUGAACUUUGAAUAAGUAAAUGACAAUACAUGUAUUUGUAAAUAUUCUUUUGUAUUUUCGUCAAUAUUUUCAUAUUUUUGUAUCGAUCAUUUAUAACUUUUCCAUUUCCAUUUUUGAACUUUAUUAUGAAAGAGGUUUGUUUUUUUAUUAUUUACCUAACAAAUAACAAUAAAAAUGCACGGAAAAGACA
Molecule: messenger RNA, 1687 nt
Organism: Ostrea edulis (European flat oyster)
Lineage: Eukaryota; Metazoa; Mollusca; Bivalvia; Ostreida; Ostreidae
Exons: 6
Coding region: 213-833 (206 amino acids)
Cellular component (GO): acetylcholine-gated channel complex
Source: RefSeq, a predicted model, not a curated record